Messenger RNA from Aspergillus luchuensis, 1242 nucleotides. Its product is annotated as heme-dependent oxidative N-demethylase family protein. The record is from RefSeq and is a predicted model, not a curated record. The transcript is spliced from 4 exons. Bases 1 to 1242 code for a protein of 413 amino acids. NCBI's taxonomy places the organism in Eukaryota, Fungi, Ascomycota, Eurotiomycetes, Eurotiales, Aspergillaceae.
AUGUUUUCUGAAUCGCUUCAUUUUGGCCAAUCUCCCAUCUACGAUAUUGCCCUGAUCAGUGCAGUAACCAGUAUCGGCGUCUGGCUCAUCACCCGAGCGUUCCACUGGUGGACGACAACAUCCAAGCCAAACGUCCCCCGAUCAUCCACCCCAGAUCUCGAGAAGAAGUCGGUCGCAGUUACCAGGGAACCGGGAGAAUGGAUCCCAUCGGACUUUAAACGGCCUCCAGCAUCACCGUAUCCCGACUGGGAUGUACACACGACCAAGCCCAUUCCCUAUCGACCAUUCCGAUAUGGACCCAAGUACUUCGUCACGAUGGGUCUACGCAGCAUGAACUGGGACGAAUGGAUUGAACUCGACAACCACUACCUCAAAUACCACGCCGACAAGGCCCGUCGCAUCGCAGAACGCGGCGACAAAUGCUGCAAAACCGCCCCGGAAGCAUGGGACGCAGCCAUCGAGCUCCUCGAAGAGCUAACCUCCUACCUCCCCGAACGCUACCCAACCAUGUUCCAAAGAACCCCAACAGGCCUAACCAACCUCGUCACCCACGAAACCUUCAACAUAACCCAGCGGCCCCUCCCCGAAGACCCCAUGACCAUCGCCGCACGCCUCAUCCAAGACGACCUCGCCAUCAUGAUCGAACGACCCGACGGCGAAUACUACCUCCUAGCAGGCGCCGUCCUCCUCGCCGGAUUCUGGCGCCUCUCCGACAAAUACGGCAUGCGACUCUCCGAAAUCCACACCUCGGGCUCCGUCCCGCAAUACACAGAGAAACUCGAAAAGGGAAUGAUGAAUUUCUUCCGGCGCUUGAAACCAGAAGACCCUGUUCUCCGCAACAACUACUUCAUCCAAGUCGAUGACAGCUUACCCUGGUCGCAUAGUAUCGGCUCCGAGGACGCGAAGGAGGUGUCGUGGAGCACGGCGCAGAAGAACAAGGCCAUUGAGAAUCAUUGGUUCCGGUCUGAGAGGCAGAGUCUAAGACGGUUGCCGAAGUCGGGAGGCGUGGUGUUUACGAUUCGGACGUAUUUUGAACCCAUUACGAAGAUUGUGGAGGAGGAAUAUGUUCCGGGGAGGUUGGCUUCUGCGGUGAGGAGUUGGGGGGAUGAUGUGGCGGUUUAUAAGGGACGGGAGAGGUAUGGGGAUGUGUUGUUGGAGUUUUUGGAUAGGAAGCAUCAGGAACAGCUCGAUAGGGGGUUGAGAGUCGAGUUGGAGGAUGAGGUGAGGAAGUAUCCUCUUUGA